AUGCUGUCGCAUCCACCAGCGGCUCUGUGCUCAUCUUGCUCAGUUUCAGACGUGUUGCCAUUGGUACUUGACAAGGAUUGCACCCUGCCAUCCCGCUCCUCUCUAGAAUCUUGGCGGCAUAGGCUCCUUGGCUAAUCAAGGUGCCCCUCGCACUCUGCCUGACUUCAAUGCCAAGAUAGUAGCAAAGCAGGCCGAGGUCGCUCAUCUUGAAUGCGUCAGUCAUCUCUUUUUUGAAAUGCUUGAUGUCGUCGCAGCUGGCGCCGAUGAUCACCAGGUCAUCGACGUACACCCUGACCACUAGCUGCGCCUCCCCAUUCCACCUGGUGUAGAUGGCAUGUUCCGAGGGACUCCUCCUGAAUCUGAACGACAGCAACGUUUCGUCCAACUUCGCGUUCCAGGCUCUAGGCGCCUGAUGUAAGUCGUAGAGUGCCUUCUUCAGCUUAAAUACCUUGUGCUCGUUGCCUGUGCUGAUGAAACCGGCCGGCUGCUCCACGUACACCUCUUCCUUGAGAUCGCCAUUCAAGAACGCCGACUUGACAUCCAUGUGGUGCACCUCCCACCCCUCGUGCGCCGCGAGAGCAAUGAGAAGGCGCACCGUGUCCAGCCGCGCCACAGGUGCGAACACCUCGUCGUAGUCGAUCCCUUGGCGUUGCGCAUAGCCCUUCACCACCAGGCGCGCCUUGUACUUCGCCACGGCUCCAUUUUCAUCCCGCUUCACCUUGUACACCCACUUCAACCCGAUCGUCCGGCGACCAUGUGGGAGGUCUACCAGGGACCAGGUGUGGUUUUCCUCGAUCGACGCCAUCUCCUCCUCCAUAGCCUUCCUCCAGCUCGGGUGGCCCUCUACUUCAACAAAAGAGAUCGGCUCAUCAGAACUUACAACGUGCAGCUCCUUUGCAAUUAACGCCCGCGACGCGAGACCACGUGGCGAGGCCAGCCCAACGAUGUUGUCGAUCUUGCGGAAUCGGAGUGGCGCAUCAUCAUGAUUAGCGUCCAGGUGGUCAAUGUGGACACUCGGUGGAGAGGCGAACUCCACCUCCUCUCCUCCAUCUUCAAUCGGCGCUGCUCCCCCACUGUAGUGCACAGACGGUGGCGACAUCGGCUCCGGUCCUGGCGCAUCAUCAUCAAGUACCUUGAUGGCGCCAUCGAGCUCUGGAGGUACCUGAUUCCCGACGGCAUACUCCAAUGUGAACAUAUCGUCGUGGCUGCCCGCAUCCCCUUGCUCUGCGCCGCUGCCCCAGUCCCACUGGGCAUUCUCGUCGAACACCACGUCCCGUGUCACAUGGACACGCCUCGCGGUGGGAUCGUAGGCUCGGUAGGCCUUUGAUCCGUACUCGUAGCCGAUGAAGAUCAUCUUGCGGCCGCGGUCCUCCAACUUCUUGAGAUGCGGUGUCGUGUUCAGGACGUAGGCGAUGCAUCCGAACACGUUCAGAUGGUGCACCGCCGGCUUCUUCCCGUGCCAUACCUCGAAAGGCGUCACGCCGUCCACGCUCUUUGUGGGACACCGGUUCAGGAUGUAUACAGCAGUUGCCACUGCCUCACCCCAAAACCAGCCCGGCAACCCCUUUGCCUUGAGCAUGCUCCUCGCGGUUGCUACCACCGUGCCGUUCCUGCGCUCGACGAUGCCAUUCUGCUGCGGGCUGUAUGGCCCCGUGUGUUCACGAUGAAUACCUUCUCCCACGCAGUACUCCGCGAACUCAUGUGAGGUGAAUUCGCCGCCCCGAUCAGUACGGAGCACUCCCAGCUUCAGUCCUGACUCGCCUUCUGCGCGAGCCUUGAUCUCCUUGAUGGCCACCGCAGCACGGUCCUUUGAAGGCAGCAUGGCCACCCACAUGUACCGGCUUCGAUCAUCCACGAGCAGCAGGAAAUACUUGCUGCCGUUUGGCGUUUCCGGCGCAAUUGGACCACAGAGGUCGCUGUGCACCAGCUCCAGAACACGCCGCGCCCGGUACUCUCCCUGCUGGGGGAACGGCGACCGCUUUUGCUUGCCAGCGAGACACGCCUCACACAGCUGGUCCACCGGACCAACCGCCGGCAACCCGCGCACCAGCUCCUCCCGAGCCAUCUUCCGCAGCGCGGUCAUGUUGACAUGGCCGAGGCGCGCGUGCCAUUUCCAACCUUCUUCGACUGCCCACGCCUCCGGACACACCUGCCGAACCAGCUUGGCGUGGAGAAUGUACAGCCUGUUCUCUCCGCGCAUGACCUUUGCUAGGAGCCGUCUGCCUGGCUCAUGGAUCUUCAUCGCCCCCUUCUCGAUGUCGAUAUGGUACCCGGCCUCAUUGAGUUGGCCGAUGCUGACGAUGUUCGUCGUCAGUCGGGGAAUGUAAUACACCCCCGCGAAGGACCGGUGCUCGCCGUUCUUGCACAGGAACACGAUGGCCGCCCGGCCUUCGAUCCGCGCCACCGAGUCGUCGCCGAACUGCACCGUCCCAAGUACCUUUGUGUCCAGCUUGGUGAAAGCUGUACGGGAACCCGACAUGUGGUUCGUGGCGCCCGUGUCCACGACCCAUGCCUCCUCAUCACGCAGCUCCUCCUCUUCAAGGUGGGCGAACAUCUUCUCUUCCCACAGGUGGAUCUGGGUCUGGGCGCCUGGCUUCCGCUCUUCUUUGGCCGCCCCUCCAUUGACGGGGACCCCUUUUGCUCCUGGCGGCGGUGGGCUUGCACGCCGGAGCCGAUCCUCUGCCUGCGGAGUCGCAGCAAAACGUGGUGGAGUGGAGGUUGGUGGCGGCACCGUCGAUCUGGCCGUCGUUGACUUCACGAGAAGGAGCGAGGCCUCCUCCUCAUUCUGGACGACGUGGGCCUGCUCUUUCUUGGGCUUGGAGCGGCACUCGCGGGCCCAGUGGCCCAACUUCCCGCAUCUCCUGCACUCAUCACCUCUGGGCCGGCCUGA
This is a messenger RNA of Spirodela intermedia, 2890 nucleotides long. NCBI's taxonomy places the organism in Eukaryota, Viridiplantae, Streptophyta, Magnoliopsida, Alismatales, Araceae. The record is from the annotation of a GenBank genome assembly.